Messenger RNA from Dictyostelium discoideum AX4, 255 nucleotides. RefSeq lists its product as hypothetical. The coding region runs from base 1 to 255 and encodes 84 amino acids. The transcript has 2 exons. Lineage: Eukaryota; Evosea; Eumycetozoa; Dictyosteliales; Dictyosteliaceae. The record is from RefSeq and is a predicted model, not a curated record.
AUGUCAACAGUUGUAAAAAAAUGUUCAUUUCCAAUUUGUUCAUCAAAUGUUUCUACAAAUCAUGUUUGUAAUAGCCAUGAUAUUUUAACAGAAGCACCUGAUGAAAGAUCAUUAAAUGCUUGGUAUUGUGCUGAUUGCUUUUCAUGUAUGAGAAACAGUGUUAAAAAAUGCGAAUAUUGUAAUCAUUUAAAGGAUGAAAUCCUCGGCUGGGCUCGUAGAAGAACAGUUUCACCUGAUUAUUUACCUUUAUGUUAA